AUGCAAGCAGGAAUGCUCCGCGCGACACUUGUGUGCGCCCUCCUGGCAGCUGCCGGCGCCGUGUCCACGAACAGCGCGUCCCGGGCGUCCCGCGCGGACCUGGAGGCAGGCCAGCGCGCCAAUCCGAUCCGCAGGGUGGUCACCCUCUUGCAGAAUAUGCAGAAGCAGGUGACGGAGGAGGGGAAGACCGAGGAGGAUCUUUACAAAAAAUUCACGUGGUUGCGGAUGUGCUAUUGCACCACCGGCAAGGGCCAGCUGGAGACUGCCAUCUCGACGGCGGACGAGAAGAUCACCAAGGUGACCUCCAUGCUGGAGGAGGGAGAGUCGAAGAAGGCUCAGCUUGACUCGGACAUCAAGAAGGCCAAGGCCGACCGUGCUGAGGGCAAGACGGCCCUGGCGACCGCCACCGCGCUCCGGGCCAAGGAGGCAACUACGUACGCCAAGGAGUCGUCUGACUUCCAGACCGACCUCUCUGCCCUUGCCGCAGCCAUCAAGGCCAUCGAGUCGGGCAUGAGUGGAAGCUUUCUGCAGACACAGGCGGGCACCGUGCUGCGUCGCCUUGCCGUGGACGCGGACAUGUCUGCGCCCGACCGCGACGUGCUCACCGCCUUCCUCGCGCAGGGGCAGGGCUAUGUGCCCAAGAGCGGGCAGAUCGUUGGGAUCCUGAAGCAGAUGAAGGACACCAUGGGUAAGGACCUCUCGGAUCUCACCGCCACGGAAGAGAAGGCCAUCAAGGACUACGAGGCCUUGAGCGCCGCCAAGACGGCCGAGAUCGAGGCUCUCACCUCGGAGAUCGAGUCGAAGCUCGAAGCUUCUGGCGAGCUCGCCGUGGAGAUCGUUAACAUGAAGGAGGACUUGGACGACACGGCGAAGACCCUGCUGGAGGACAAGAAGUUUCUGGCCGAGCUCGAGAAGGGCUGCGACACGAAGACGGCCGAGUGGGAGGAGCGCUCGAAGACCCGCACUGACGAGCUCUUGGCCCUGGCUGAGACCAUCAAGAUCCUCAAUGAUGACGAUGCUUUGGAACUCUUCAACCCUUCCCACUCCGACGUUGAUGCAGUUGCAGGUAACCAACAAGCAGGUGCAGACGGCGGCCUUGAAGGCCCUGCUCAAGGUCAAGAACCAGGACCCCCGCGUGGCGCUCAUCUCUCUUGCGCUCCGCGGAGGGGCCAAGAGCUUCGACAAGGUCAUCAAGAUGAUAGACGAAAUGGUGGCUCUGCUUGGCGCUGA
Messenger RNA from Prorocentrum cordatum, 1230 nucleotides. The record is from the annotation of a GenBank genome assembly. Lineage: Eukaryota; Dinophyceae; Prorocentrales; Prorocentraceae.